CGCCGCCCGCAGACGGGCUGGGUGCGCGCGGCGCGGAAGUAGUCCCCAGAUCAUCUGUUUUCAUUAAAGUAUGGAAUACAGAAAGCAACAUAGAACUUCAACUAGUGCUUUUGUCUCUUCUGAAAUUCUACAGGUUCUAUAAUUGGCACAUUCUGAGCAUCUACACAUUCUGAGGGUGCAGACUCAGCUCCCCACCAUGGAGCCUGACCACAAAUUUGGAGACAUUUGAGGAGGGUCGCCCUUCACCUUCUCCAGUUUUGCUAGCUUCUCUGGAUCCAGCCAUCCUGUUGCCUCUUCUCUGCUCUGUCAUGGCAUGCUCUCAGACAGCCCACCCCUGAGUGCAAAGAACCUGAACCACUUGCUUCUGCGCUGCUGUGAAUGGCCCUGGCCCUCUCGGCCACCCUUCCCAGUAGGAUGUCACUGAGAUCCCUCAAAUGGAGCCUGCUGCUUCUGUCGCUCCUGAGCUUCCUCGUGAUGUGGUACCUCAGCCUGCCCCACUAUAAUGUGAUAGAACGUGUGAACUGGAUGUACUUCUAUGAGUACGAGCCCAUUUACAGGCAGGACUUCCGCUUCACCCUGCGCGAGCACUCAAACUGCUCUCAUCAGAACCCGUUUCUCGUCAUCCUGGUGACCUCGCACGCCUCAGCUGUGAAAGCCAGACAGGCCGUUCGAGUUACUUGGGGUGAAAAAAAGUCUUGGUGGGGCUACGAAGUUCUUACAUUUUUCUUAUUAGGCCAGCAGGCGGAAAGGGAAGAUAAAGUGUUAACGUUGUCCCUAGAAGAUGAACACCUUCUUUACGGCGACAUAAUACGACAAGAUUUUUUAGACACAUAUAAUAACCUGACCUUGAAAACAAUCAUGGCAUUCAGGUGGGUAACUGAGUUUUGCCCCAAUGCCAAGUACAUCAUGAAGACAGACACUGAUGUUUUUAUCAAUACUGGCAAUCUAGUCAAGUAUCUUUUAAAUGUAAACCAGUCAGAGAAGUUUUUCACAGGUUAUCCUCUAAUUGAUAAUUAUUCCUAUAGAGGAUUUUACCAAAAAACCCAUAUUUCAUACCAGGAGUAUCCCUUCAAGGUGUUUCCUCCCUACUGUAGUGGGUUUGGUUAUAUAAUGUCUAGAGAUUUGGUGCCAAAAAUCUAUGAAAUGAUGAGUCACAUAAAACCCAUCAAGUUUGAAGAUGUUUACGUUGGGAUCUGUUUGAAUUUAUUAAAGGUGGACAUUCAUAUUCCCGAAGACACAAACCUUUUCUUUCUAUACAGAAUUCAUUUGGAUGUCUGUCAGCUCAGGCGUGUGAUUGCUGCCCAUGGCUUUUCUUCCAAGGAAAUUAUCACAUUCUGGCAGGUUAUGCUAAGGAACACCACAUGCCAUUAUUAAUCUGACAUUCUACUGCAAACUUAGAGGAGGACAUGAUACUUUGUGGAACGUGUUGGAGGUGGCACUGUAGUGGGACACGGUGGGAAGGUCACUGCUGGCCAGCUGAGCUGAAACCCGUGAUGCACCCAUGGGCGAGAGACUGCUGGACAGAAUCCGAACAGACCCUUUGAAGAUGAUACUGAGAGCAGUUAGACCAAGUGUUUUAUUCAUGAUAGUUGGACCAAUUGAACAUACCCUUCUAUAAACUAGGACUUCUUAAAAGGGUUUCAUUGAAUUGAAAGCUCAUUAGUUCAUAACAAAGUAAUGUGGAGCUCUAUUUAUUAAGUAGUCUAGUCAGUUAAGGGUUUUGUGUAUCUCUCAUAUGGAUUACCAAUUUUGAAAAUUAUAUAGUUCCGUGUAAAAAUCUUAAUUAGAGUUAUACCAAAUAAACUAUCAUCUGUUUUUGGUCAUUCAAAAGGUACUUCAAGAUGUUGCAGUGUUUCAGAGUUAUCAAUUAUUAUUUAAUACUGCUUAGAACCUUCUGGGUGUUUAAAUGUUAUGGUUGUUUCGAUACGGUAUAAACACAAUAGUGAAUCACCCUUUCCAUUUGAACUCUUUUUCAGCUCCUUCACUGAUGAGCUAUUGAUAGCUUCAUUAAUGUGAGGUCAUUGGUCGUUAUUGUGUAUCAGUAAUCUCUUUGACUUUGAUAAAUAUUUUACUGUGAUAAUAUAGAAAAGAAUUGAAGAAGAUCUGAAUUAUUGUCUUGUUUUUAAAAAUAUAAUUCCUCAGUGUUUUUAGAUGUCAUUUUAUUGGGCUCGUUUUCCAUCUGGGAAUUAGGAAUAAUAUAAAAUGCCAGGCAGUAUGUUUCCUUUCAUAAAGGACUCUAAAGGCAAAAAAGAAAAGAGAACCUGAUGGCUGGGACAUAAUGCAGAGUGUUGUAUUCCAGCACUUGGGUUGAAAAGAGAAGACUGAAGAUUUAAGUUAAGUUCCUAAUCUGCUCCAAGUGUUUUCUCAUUAACGAUCAGUUUGAUAAUAAAGAGAAAAAAUAAAAACCAAUGCUGCUCUGUUGUUACUCAUUUCACAUCAAGAGGAAAGCCCUAAUGUGUGGUCUAAAAAUUAGAGC
This is a messenger RNA of Molossus molossus (Pallas's mastiff bat), 2476 nucleotides long. It is a transcript of the gene B3GALNT1, whose product is annotated as beta-1,3-N-acetylgalactosaminyltransferase 1 (globoside blood group). The record is from RefSeq and is a predicted model, not a curated record. NCBI's taxonomy places the organism in Eukaryota, Metazoa, Chordata, Mammalia, Chiroptera, Molossidae. Bases 379 to 1374 code for a protein of 331 amino acids. The transcript has 5 exons. Gene Ontology annotation, molecular function: N-acetyl-beta-D-glucosaminide beta-(1,3)-galactosyltransferase activity. Gene Ontology annotation, cellular component: membrane.